Linum tenue is the source of this 1570-nucleotide messenger RNA. NCBI's taxonomy places the organism in Eukaryota, Viridiplantae, Streptophyta, Magnoliopsida, Malpighiales, Linaceae. The record is from the annotation of a GenBank genome assembly.
GCAAGUCGUUUUGAGACCUGACAGAUCCGUAAACGUCCUCUAAUCUUCUACUUCUACCUAACCAGGGAAAUGGAUGGAGAAGGAGAGAGAACUUCGAGGAACCGAAAAUGGCUAUUGUUCGAGCUCUCAGAGUGCCCCUCAGACUCAGACCGCGCUUCUCAUCUCUCUCCUCCAUCGCCGGAUCCAUUAGCACGUUAGUGAUCGGGGAGCACGAAGGAGGCGCCGUGAAAGCGCCAACUCUGAGUGCAGUAGAAGCUGCAAAGUACUUGGGUGAGGGCAACUCCGUAUCCGUUCUAUUGGCGGGGACAGGUUCUUCGCUUCAAGACGCCGCCGAACAUGCUGCCUCAUGCCACCCCUCCAUUUCGCAGGUGAUUGUAGCUGAUUCGGAUCAUUUUGUUCAUCAUCUAGCAGAGCCUUGGGCUAGAUUGGUUCAGUUAGUCCAGCAGAGAGAAGGCUACUCCCACAUUGUUACUGUAUCGAACUCGUUUGGGAAAAAUGUGCUUCCCCGAGCAGCUGCCCUUUUGGAUGUGUCUCCAAUUACGGAUGUUGUUAGCAUUUCUGGACCGAAUCAGUUUGUUAGGCCGAUUUAUGCUGGGAAUGCCCUCUCUACUGUCCGGUAUACUGGGAACAGCCCUUGUUUGUUGUCUGUUAGAUCGACAUCUUUUCCUGAACCUACAGUUGCAGCAGACUUCAGGGCCGAAAAGGCUCCUAUUUCGCAGGUUGAUCUCUCGGCCUUUGAUGAAGAUUCCAUAAGGAAGUCUAGAUAUGUGAAGCUCACAUCACAGGAGACGGAACGCCCUGAUCUAGGAAAUGCUAAAGUUGUGGUCACGGGAGGUAGAGCCCUGAAAAGCGCGGAGAACUUCAAAAUGAUCGAGAAGCUUGCAGAAAAACUUGGUGCAGCAGUUGGAGCCACUCGAGCUGCUGUCGAUGCAGGAUUUGUUCCAAAUGACCUCCAGGUUGGCCAGACUGGAAAGAUUGUUGCCCCGGAGCUAUACCUGGCUUUUGGAGUAUCAGGUGCCAUUCAACAUGUAGCUGGGAUGAGAGAUUCCAAGGUGAUAGUAGCAGUUAACAAAGAUUCAGAUGCACCAAUUUUCAAGGUAGCUGAUUAUGGGCUUGUUGGGGACCUCUUUGAGGUGAUUCCGGAGUUGUUGGAGAAGCUCCCAGAAAAGUAGGCAACAGCUGCUGCAGGUUCGCAAGCAACCGGAACAAUUGGUACCCGCAAAUCCAUCAUCUGUUAAUUGUCAAUACAGCACCAACCCUUUAAUAAUGGAAGAAGCAUUGUGGACAAAUAGGGAACACUCUAUUUGACAAUGGAUUCGUGGCAAGUUGUGGCAUGGUUUUUAAGUCGCUUUAGUGUGGUUUCCAUUUGGGUUUUCGAAAGUAGAAACCAUCCUCAUUUGGUUUCAUGACGCGAGGUAAAGCAAAGAAAGAAAAACUGAUUUAUACGGUGGACUGGUGGAGACUCAGAGGUGAGGGAAUAUUUUAGAUGUUUUAGUUUAGCCAAUUAGAUUCUACAAGUUGCAGUAGAAUAUACCAAUUUGAAAUUCAAUAAGUAGUAUCAAAGCGAAAG